GUUCCUCCGAAAGGCCCGUCAGCGAACAGCAUCACACCCUCCUUGUCACUCUGCGUCCUGUCUAUGUUGCUGCUGUCCCUGACAGCCCAUUCCAGGACCACAGUGUCUUCAUCUCUUGCUGAAAAGCUGGGCUGGAAAUUCUAUGAUGCAGAUGACUACCAUUCUGAAGAAAAUAAAGAAAAAAUGGCUAAAGGAAUACCACUAAAUGAUGAGGACAGAAUACCAUGGCUAUGCACUUUGCAAGAAAUAUUGUUGAGAGAAUACUUACUUGGUGCAAAUGUAAUCCUAGCAUGUUCUUCCCUGAAGAGAAUGUAUCGAAGAAUUCUAAUCGGCGAGCACAGCAUAAUCAAGAGAAAACUGAUAAACCUUGAAGAGCAUAAAUACUCACAAUUUGACUUUAACAAGAACAUUUUGUUUGUGUAUCUUCAUGGUUCCAUAGAACUAAUCAUUAAAAGGUUAGAAACCAGAAAAGGACAUUUCAUGUCAGCUUCUUUGCUGCAGUCUCAAUUUGAUACCCUGGAACCACCUGAAGACACCGAAAAUUUCAUUAGUAUAAAUAUUGAGAAAAGCAUUCUGGAGAUAAUGGCUGAGAUUGGAAAGUAUCUGGGUAUAAAUCUUUAAAUUUUAACAGGACAUCUGAAGGAAUGGUUGUAACUUAACUGUCUGAAUUUGUAAUUAAUGGAAGCAAAACUAUUAGCUUUUACAUCAUUACACUACAAACUUGUCUGUUCCUUCAGUGUUUCUGCAACUGUAUCAUUUAAUAUAAAUGCCAAAGUUGCUCUCUUUAGUUUUGCAAAUUUCUCCAAUACAAAAAUGGAAAUUCAGUCAAAUUGAUGCAAGGAUCAGAAAUUUAACUACUUUCUGUAAAAUGCCUUUAUGUUAUUUAUAUAAAACACUUAGUAAUCUCUGACCUUAUGUUGGUAUAAAGUUGAUCAUGAAUUCCAAUUUUCAUUUGAACCUCAAAUAUUAAAACUAGAUAAACUGGGUUUUGUCAUUCCUGCUGUGCAUUGAGAAUACUUUAAUCCCAUUUGUUGUUAGACACUAAAAGACCAAUGGGAAUCCUCGACUAAUGAAACAAACUCAAAAGGAUUCCAUGAACUCAAAACACCAUUUGUAUAAUAGCUCCAGGCUUUCUUAACAUAAAGUCCUCAUAAUGAAUUAACCAGUGGUUCUUGUAGGUGUCUUUCAAAAUAAGAGAACAAUUUAUUUUUCAUUUGUUUAAUGAUCUAUGUGCAUAACUAAUUACUACUGAUAAAAAUUGACAGGUUAAAUAUUUUGUACAAGGCAGUUCAGAGAAAUUAGAUUAUUAUCACAUGACACUAAAAAGAAACAACAUCCCAAAUUAUAAUGCACAAAUGCACAUACAGUAUGCAAGAAUUUACUGGCCAAAGCCUAUCUGCUGUAGUCAAAGCACACUGUUUAGAAUAAGGUGCUCAUUAAAGCUGCACAAAGAUUUGAUGUCAUCCAGGAUUAGGAAGCUCAAAACCACUGCAAUUGCACUCAACAAGAUCACUAGAAAGGUUACUGAAUAUUUUCUGGUGAAAUAAUAUGUAAUGCACUACAUUUCUAGGCAUUAUUUGCAUUUAAAGCAAAAUAAAUAUUAGAUUCAGUGGUAGUCUGUAUUUAAUCUUUUUGAUGUUAUUUGCCAUAAUACAUGCUUCGUUCACAAUACACAAGUUAGUCAGACAUUGCAGCUUUUGAUCACUUUCUAAUGCAUCUCUUGCACGUCUUUUUUUCUAUACACACUGCUAUCAAGAAUUACUGGUUAAACAGCAAGGCUUGAUUUCAACAGAUUUUCAGGGCAGACCAAAGAAAUAUAUUCACAUGAACUGAAAUCCUGUACUAGGUUGCUUAAAAAUUACAAACUCAAAAU
This is a messenger RNA of Hypanus sabinus (Atlantic stingray), 1873 nucleotides long. RefSeq names its product probable gluconokinase. Gene Ontology annotation, molecular function: gluconokinase activity. The transcript is spliced from 5 exons. Lineage: Eukaryota; Metazoa; Chordata; Chondrichthyes; Myliobatiformes; Dasyatidae. The record is from RefSeq and is a predicted model, not a curated record. Gene Ontology annotation, cellular component: cytoplasm. The coding region runs from base 64 to 621 and encodes 185 amino acids.